GUGUCAGAUUUGGCCUUCAAUUACUGUGGUUUCUCGCAAUUUGUGAGGGUUUUGCAAUGUCCGAGUGAAGUGAUACAGGCGAAAUCGAUGCUGUGACAAUUGACUGACUUACUCGUGUUAAAAUGACAUCGAGAAGUAAAAAUGCAGUACGAAGUUACGAGACUGAAAUUGAAAAAAGUCGGGAGGAGUCUAAUUGGAAGAAGGCUGUGGAGUUGGCUCAGCAGCUCAAGGCCAGGUCACCACAACAUGAAAGUCUUGCACAUUUUCUCAUUGGAGAAGGAAAGUUGGAAGCCUAUCUUGAAGAAUGGGCACCCAUCAAGGAGAAUGUUGAAAGGGCCCAGCGAGAGCUUUCAGAGGCUCGUGGGUACCUGACACUGGCUACAGAUGAGGCAGGGAAGAAGGCUGGAGUAGCUCUUGAUUCCCAUUUAUUAUUAGGGAAGUUAAAUUAUGCCUGUGGAGCCUAUGAUGAUGCCUUAAAACACUAUAAACUGGCAGAAUUGAAUACCUUGACGGAGAAGGAACUGCCUGUCCGAAGUCUUCGUAUAGUAGCUGAGUCCUAUGCCAUCAAGGGCUUGUGCUUAGAACAAACUGCAUUACCAGGCUCUACAAGUCGAUACAAACAGGCAGAGAGGGAAUCUGAGAUGAUCCGCAGCUUCGAGGUGUCGUCAGAGCUAAGCCUGCUGUACCUGCAGCGCUGCGCGCGCUGCGCCGGCGCCACGCUGGAGGCCGCGCUGCUGCGCGCGCCGCUGCUGCACAUCCGCGCCGGCCGCCUGCACGCCGCCAUCGACAGGUAUCGCGAAAUGCUGACGGCCGUCGAGUCGGUGUCGACGCAGGCCUUGCGCCUCACGCUCGCCAGGCAGCUCGCCGAGGUGCUCAUGAGGGGCGUCACGGGACAGGUGUACCAGGCGCCCCGGAAGGUGGCGGCUCCCUCGCAGUUGCAGGGCACGCUCACGAGGAGAAGGGAGGAGUACGUCUCGGAGGGACCGUGGAAGCCGAAGAAGUACGCUGGAAUCAAUCAGUUCGUGCCGCGAAACGAGUACGAGGAGGUGCUGCUGCUGCUGCUGGUGGGCGAGGCCAUGGCGGUGCGCGACGCCGUGCUGUCGCAGAGCGGAGAGUUCUCCGCCGCGCGCGACCACUCGCUGCAGAACGCCGUGGCCGUGGCCGACCUGCUGGCGCUGGCCGCCGUGCGCUGGGGGCAGAUGGCGCUCGUCAUCGAGUCGCUGGAGCGCGCGAUGAAGUUCUCGUUCGGUUGCGCGCACAUCUGGCGGCAGCGCGCGCUGGCGACGGCGGCGGCCGCGCGCGCCAGCGAGUCCGAGCCGCUAAGCGCGCGCGUGUCCGCAGGCAGCGCGGCGUGGGGCGCCAGCGUGCGCGCGCUGGGCGUGUGCCGGCGCGCGGCGCCGCUGCUGCGGCACGACGCCGCGCUGCGCCUGCUGGCCGCCAGCACGGCCUACCGCGCCGGCUGGAUAGAGGAGGGAAUCGAGUUGGCGGAGGAGGCGCUGGCGAUAGAGGAGGCUCGGGGCGGCGUGUUGUUGGCGCGCUGCUAUCUCUACUGCGGAAUCGGACGACAAUCGAAAGCACAGAAAACUAAUUCUCGCAUUGAGAAGGAAGCAGAUAACGAGACCAGUCUAAGGAUGCUGCUGAAGUCAGUGGAGCUGGACGACAACGAUCACUUGGCGUUCUACCACCUGGCGUUGCAGUAUAUUCACCUGGGGAUGUUGAACGAGGCGAUGGACGCGACGCGCGCGUGCCUGCGGGCGCGCAGCGAGUGCGGCGGCGGGCUGCGGCUGGCGGCGGCGCUGUGGGGCGCGGCGUGCGCGGGCGUGCGCGGGCGCCGCGCGCUGGCGGCCGCGCGCCUGGCGCACCACCACUACCCCGGCGCCGAGUGGCCGCUCGCCAGCCUGGCCGCGCUGCAGCUCGUGUGGGAGAGCGGCGAGGCAGCUCUCGCUACCGGUAAGGAGCUCCUGAAGCUCUUGAACGGCGCGGACGGCGAGGUGGACACGGAGCAUACGAACGGGUACGCCGAGCUCGACGCGCUGUCGGACUCGCAACACGACGACACGCACAGCAACAGAGACGCCGCGUCCAUCCGAGCGGAGUCGGCGGGCGCGUACCGCAUGGAGCGCGCGCUGUCGGAGGGCGCGUCGUCGCAGUCCGCGCCGCGCGCGCGCUCGCCGCUCGCCGAGCACCGCGCGCACGCCUGGCUGCUGCUGGCCGACCUCUGCCUCAGGCUAGGGAGAGUGAACGCGGCGGCGGGAUGCGUGUCGGAGGCGGCGUCGCUGACGCCGUUCAGUCACCUCGUGUUUUAUACGCGCGGCCUCGUGCACGCGGCGGGCGCGGAGUGGGCCGAGGCGCGCACGUGCUUCCAGAACGCGCUCGCCAUCCACCCCACGCACCUCGACAGCAUCGUGCAGCUCGGCGCCACGUACUACUCGCUGGGCUGGCUGCGGCUGGCGGAGCGCACGCUGCGCGAGGCGGGCGCGCUGCAGCCGUCGCGCGCCGACACGUGGCGGCGCCUGGCGCUGGUGCUGGCGGCGCUGGGCGAGCCGGGCGCCGCCGCCGACGCGGCCGCCGCGGCGCUGGCGCUGCACCCG
Molecule: messenger RNA, 2591 nt
Organism: Vanessa atalanta (red admiral)
Lineage: Eukaryota; Metazoa; Arthropoda; Insecta; Lepidoptera; Nymphalidae
Gene: Ttc7
Product: tetratricopeptide repeat protein 7B
Exons: 17
Biological process (GO): protein localization to plasma membrane; phosphatidylinositol phosphate biosynthetic process
Cellular component (GO): plasma membrane
Molecular function (GO): protein binding
Source: RefSeq, a predicted model, not a curated record